CCCGUCCCAGAGGACAGUAAGUUUGGCGAAAAGGCUUCUCCUCCUCCUCCUCCAUCUCGCCCGUAUCCAUUUUGGCUCAAGGUCAUUUCGGCUAAGGUUUCGGCCAUCGAGCCGCAGGGCGAUGGUGCUAUGAUGCGUUCGUCGAGCAGACCACGGCUUCCUGCUCGAGACGGCAGGACAUGACCACUCGAGCACGGGGCAGUUACCAACAUCUCCUGCUGGCCGUUGGCGGCAUCUGCGUGUACUGCCUUGGCGUUUUCCAUGGCUCUUCCAGAGGCGUGGCUUCCCUUUCUGCAGAGCAGUAUGGAGAGAUAGCCUCUCAGGCCAUGUUCCCGAUGCAAUCAUUCGUUCCCGACCCGCUGGCGUCAGGCUGCAAUUGGGACAUCGUCUACCACGUGUGGUCGAACGUUAGUGCGACUGCGGGCUCCUGUGAGGAGGCAAAUCCUUUCGUCGAUUGCUGUGGUGAUGGGCAGUGUGCAGGUUUUCUGAGACACUCGAGCCACUGGGGGCAGUGCUACAAGUUUGCCGAGAUGCCUGAUCAGCUGGUGGCGCAUGAGUGGACUCCUGAACCGUUGGAGCUCUUUGAUUCCGCAGCAGUGGCAUCGCAGUGGAGCUUCUACCUGAAGCGUCCCGUCAAGGAGCCUGGCUCUGCGUCCUGGCCGUCGUCGGGAAAGCCUCCCCCCUUCCUCCGCCCCACCCCCGCACCCUCCUCGCCACCCCCCUCCGCUGAAGCUCGCCGCCCGGAGCCGCCGCUCCACACGCGGCCUCUGGAGCAGACCGGCACUGCCGAAGAGGUCCACGUCGUGUUCACCGUGGACUGCCGCCCGUUCAACCUGUGGCAGAGCGAGCUGCUGUUCUUCUCCGCCCUGUCGGCCGGGCAGCCCGGACCUCUGACCGCGAUAGUCUCCGGGUGUAACGAGUCCAUGAGGGACCACCUGCAGGAGCGCCACAGAGCCCUCGCCUGGCCCCCACGGUUCACGCAGUACUUCGUGGAGGCCUUCAAUGACGCGACGUCGAUAUGGCUGAGCAAGCCGCACGGGUUCUACCAGUGGUACAGCAAGGCAGGGCCGUCAAGGGACGUCCUGGCCCUGGUGGACCCAGAUUUUGUCUUCCUGCGCCCUCUCACCGCGAAGCUGAACACGGCCGCGGCGCCCCGCGACUGGGCGGGGCCCGUGCCGACUCGAGUGCAGAAGGGCUUUGUUGUGGGCCAGCGGUACGAAAAUUUGAGGCCACAGUUGGAUAGUACCCUGUAUCACUUUAAUUUCGAGGGGCACAAUAUGAGUGAGGACGAGUUCCUGAGUUGGGUUUGUAGCGGUGACAAGGACGGGGAGACAGGCUGCAGAGGCCUGACACUCUACGAGUUUGGCACUUUUCAUGGCUCUGGGGUGCCCUACAUAGCGCACCGGGAUGACUGGGACUGGCUUGCGCCAGAUUGGAAUAGCAUCAACGCACGGUUGCACAAGUAUGCGCCCAAGGGUUAUUACAUUGAUAUGUGGAGUUGGAGUUUGGUCACUGCUCACAGAGGUCGUCGGCAGUUCAUUCAGGAAAAUCUGAUGCUAUCGUCCGCUGUGGCUUCUUUCGAAGACUGGCAGGCCGUUGAAGCCCUGCGCGUGGACGCGUGCUACACGGACGUCGAGGAGAUCCUUUCGUUCCUCAUACCAGGUCGCUCGCCGCAGCAGGCGCUACCUGGUCAUCAAGCCCCCAAUUUUCUCCACUAUUGUCUCCCCAUCUACGUGCCUUACCCGAGCUUCAAAGACCAGGACGGCGGACGUCUGUGGAGCAAGUACUGGUUCGACUGGGGCGUGGAGAGAGGCAGGCCGCAUGCGCUGGAGCGGUGCAAUGACACUGCGACGCACCCAUGGUUGGUCCAUACCCAGCACUGAAAUGGUUCAAGACGUCACCUCCAAGGCGGGCGCAGCCAAACCAGUCGAUGCCGAUCACGGGUUUCGGGUUUAAGUAGGGUUUAGGGUUUAGGGUUUAGGGUUUAGGGUGUCCUCUGUCAGCGCUUGCUGAUCAUCAGUCGUGUAAGACCACCCCCACCUAUAAAAUGGAGUGGGGGUGGGGUAGUCGUGUUGAGGUGAUAUCAGGUUGAGCGGAAUCAUGUUUCGGCUACGGGGCCAGCUCCCCUUUUCACAUUCCCACCCCGCGCCCGUUAGGGCGGCGAACCACCCACGGCUUUCUCUAUUAGGGUUUAGGGUUCAUUCGGUAAUCGGGGUUCUCUUUCUCUUAGGGCUCCACGAUUCCAAUCGGUUUGGCGAUCUUGCUCAUGGGUUCGACAUACAAUGCUUUGUGUAUCACACACUCUGCUGAGCUGGUCUGUGAAUUCACGUACGGCCGUGAGGUAGUCUGACUGCGAGGUGCCAGUUAGGGCGCUUGCCGCCUAAAUGGGUGGGUGGAUACGGGCCAAGCGGCCCUGGGCGAGUUUAGGGUUUAGGGUAUAUUUAGGAAAGCGGUCCAGGCUUUGUGCCCUGGGCAACCAAUGGCUAGAGACGUCAUGGAGUCGACGGACCCCCUGGACGAGUGAGCUGCGCUUCCUCGAGGGAGGAGGGGUGGAGGAGAGGAGGAGGAGGAGGAGCAGAGCGGCCUUGCCUCCCGAGAGGGCGGCGGCUUCCCAGAAGGGGCCGGCCCCUCUCCACACGGUGCCCCGUGCACUAUCCAGUAGACGGGGAGCCCUCUGCUCGUUUCAUUGUUGGCCCUCUGCCGCCGCCGCCGCCGGUGAUGUAUGGACGAGACGUGGGGCGGUCUGCACCGACGAGGGAUACGGUAAACCCAUAGUGAGGGUGGGCAACCUUCCCAAGGGUGCCCUUGCGCCCUUGCCUCGUCGGUCCAUCCUCGG
Molecule: messenger RNA, 2836 nt
Organism: Prorocentrum cordatum
Lineage: Eukaryota; Dinophyceae; Prorocentrales; Prorocentraceae
Source: the annotation of a GenBank genome assembly